This is a messenger RNA of Numida meleagris (helmeted guineafowl), 1230 nucleotides long. It is a transcript of the gene IMP4, whose product is annotated as IMP4, U3 small nucleolar ribonucleoprotein. Gene Ontology annotation, molecular function: snoRNA binding; rRNA primary transcript binding. NCBI's taxonomy places the organism in Eukaryota, Metazoa, Chordata, Aves, Galliformes, Numididae. Gene Ontology annotation, biological process: rRNA processing. The coding region runs from base 109 to 1176 and encodes 355 amino acids. Gene Ontology annotation, cellular component: small-subunit processome; nucleolus; Mpp10 complex. The transcript has 9 exons. The record is from RefSeq and is a predicted model, not a curated record.
GCUCCUUGCUAGUACGGGGCGCUCUGAUUGGUCCUUACCGUCCGAACCAAUCAACGGCGGCGGCGUUUGGAGGCGCCGGUGUGAGGAGAGAGCGGCGCGGUUGCAGCCAUGCUUCGCCGCCAGGCCCGUGAGCGACGUGAGUACUUGCAGCGCCGGGCGCAGGAGGAGCGGCUGCGGCGGCAGCAGGACAAGAAGGAACAGCUGCGACAGGCCCUAGAUGAGAACCGACUGCUGCCCACUGAGCUGAGGCGCCAGGCACUGGCCUUGCAGAAGGAGCUGGAGUUUGAGACACCAGGGGAAAGUGGUGUGACAGGCAGCCAGGACGACGAAUACCGGUGGGCAGGGCUGGAGCCCCCCAAGGUGAUGGUGACAACGUCACGCGACCCCAGCGCCCGCCUCCGUGUCUUUGCCAAGGAGCUGUGCCUGGUGAUCCCAGGGGCGCGGCGGCUGAACCGGGGCCGGGCGGAGGUGGGGGCCCUGGUGAGUGCGUGCCGGGCGGCCGGUGUCACUGACCUGCUGGUGCUGCAUGAGACCCGUGGGCGGCCUGAUGGGCUGGUGUUGUGCCACCUGCCCCACGGCCCUACAGCCCACUUCACGCUGAGCGGGGCUGUGCUGAGGCAUGAGGUGGGGGGUCUGGGUGGUGCUCCUUUGGGCGCACCACACAUCUUGCUGCAUCGACUGGACAGCGCACUAGGACAGCGGGUGGGGACCAUCCUUAAGCACCUCUUCCCUGUCCCCCGGCCCCAGACCCGCCGUGUGGUGACUUUUGCCAACGAAGAUGAUGUCAUCCUUGUCCGGAACCAUGUGUACCGGCGCCAGGGGAAGACUGUAGAGCUGGAGGAGGUGGGACCCCGCUUCCAGCUACGCCAGCAGCUCCUUACAUCUGAGCUGGCCUUCUCACAAGGGCAUCCUCAUCCUCCCUUCCACUCUGUCCUGCAGAUCCUAUAUCCCUCCAUUGCAGCACCCCAGGUGAGUGAGCUGUCCCACCACGUUCCAUUAUUUCCAAAGCAUCCCAGCGGUGUCACUGGACGUGGCUCCAUCUCCUGUCUCUGUGUGUUUAGGCUGCAGCACCUCAGCUGUGGCCCCAGGUUGGAGCACAGCCUUGUUCCAGGCAGCCCAUGCAGUGCCCCUGACCAGAAGAGCACUACACGAGGAGCAGUCAGAGCUGUACUGUGAAGAUAGAGGCCCUGCUACCUCAUGGAUUAUUAAGGGUGUAGUUUGCAAACUUAA